AUGAAUAAUAAGGAAGAGAUCGUUCUUGGAUAUUUAGAACAAGCAGAUGAUAUUCUAAAUGUAGAUGAUGAAUUGCCUUCCUAUGCAAAUGGAUUGCCUGUAGAUGAUAUUAAUUUAAUUUUAGUAUUUCUUAGAGAAUGAAGACAAGUUCGAAUCAAUUAAAUGCUAAUAAUGCAGUAAUCAAAUGAAAAUGUUGCUUUAAGUAUUUUUCUAAUCCUACUCUUAAGAUAUAUGCUCCUUUGAAUAACAAGCAUGCCUCUUUUAGAGAGAUCUAUGUGUUUCUAUGCUUAAAUGAGCAAUGUUCUAAACACAAUAGUAGUGUUAGAGUUUUUAGAAUGCAAUCGUCAUAAAGACCUUAACUUUUAUAAUCCAAAAAUAAAGACUAUAUACUAUCUCCAUAAAACAAAUCAUUCAUAAUUGACACUGAGAUUAUAAGCGCUAAGGAGAACAACAACGAACUCUAAGUAGCUGAAGAAUUAUUGCCCACUAAUUUAGAUGAUGAGGACAAGGAUGUAGAUUUGAAGAAUGUGAAAUUUGAUAAUGAAAAUAAAAUCUAUGAGAACUAUUUAAAGAGUGCAGAAGAGAAAGAAGAUAUUGAAGACAUAGACGGAUUGGAGAAAGAUUAACAAAACAAUAUCGAUGGUUGUUUUCUGAUUUACUAACAGUAUUUGUAAAAUCUUACUUAGUUUUCUGACCUAAUAUUAGAAUCAUGUUGUCAGAUAUUGUUUUGAUUCUCAAAGUAAACCACUCUGGUUUAGUGAUAAAAAACAACCUUAGAUUGAAUCCAAAUGUCCACAUUGUAAAAAGAAUAAGAUUUUCGAAUUCUAAAUUAAUAAUUCUAUACUGACUUACUUUCCUGAAUUGUACAACCUAGAAUGGGGAGCCUUAUACAUCUACAGUUGUCCAUCUAGUUGUUCUGUUGGCGGUUAAGUAUUAGUGGAGGAGACUGUCUAUGCUCAUUCAGAUGAAUAGGAAUUUAUUAGUCCAAAUCUAAAGGUGGAUCCAAAUACCAAAUUGGUCACCAUCAAAUAGGAUACAAAUAAAUCAAAUAAAUAGAAACACUAAAUUUAAUAGCAAUAACAAGUUCAAUAAAAGAUUGAUGAGUAAGAUGAAGAAGAUGAUUGGUGAU
Molecule: messenger RNA, 1129 nt
Organism: Paramecium octaurelia
Lineage: Eukaryota; Ciliophora; Oligohymenophorea; Peniculida; Parameciidae
Source: the annotation of a GenBank genome assembly